Brienomyrus brachyistius is the source of this 3805-nucleotide messenger RNA. It is a transcript of the gene uevld, whose product is annotated as UEV and lactate/malate dehyrogenase domains. Gene Ontology annotation, molecular function: oxidoreductase activity, acting on the CH-OH group of donors, NAD or NADP as acceptor. The transcript has 12 exons. Gene Ontology annotation, biological process: carboxylic acid metabolic process; protein transport; protein modification process. The coding region runs from base 816 to 2237 and encodes 473 amino acids. The record is from RefSeq and is a predicted model, not a curated record. NCBI's taxonomy places the organism in Eukaryota, Metazoa, Chordata, Actinopteri, Osteoglossiformes, Mormyridae.
AAUUCUCACUGCAGCCAACACUGGUUUUAAAAUCAGUAAUUUUUUUGUGGUAAAACUAUUUUCAGUGCAUUUUAAUAGAUUUACAUGAUCUGCACUGACGCAACAAAAGGUUUUGGGAUUCAUGAUUCAGCUGAUGAUUCACUUGCAAAUUGGGAGAAAGGCAAUCCAUGCAGCUUAUCAAAUUACGAUCCUUAAACUUUAAAAGUCAUGCUUAGGCAUUCUGUUGGAAAAGGUUGAAGCAUUUGCUGCUCUGCUUAUUCGGCUAUUAAGCUGUCUGUGUUUGGCUUAGAUCACAUGAAAAUACAUAUAUUUUGAGGACAUUUUUGUAGUUCUCUGUCCAAGUUACCAAUGAUGAUGAAUGAGUGAACCGCUUCUUCAAAUCUAGUUUAAAUUGAAAUAUGUUGACUCACUACCAUUACUUAGAAAAGUCAGUUUUUCCCUUUUGUGUAUAUGCAUAAAGAUAUAUUGGAGUAGCAACAAAAAAACAAUUAACAAGGUGCAUAGAUAUACAGUGUCUGUGUGUGCAACUACAAAAUGCUACAUGAUGUUAAAUGCUGUUUUAUAUAAUAAUCCGGCAGAUUGCAUGCAGCAUGUAGUCAUAGAUGCACGUGAUAAGGGCGUACGCGCUGGGUAGAAGGCGAUAGCUUAUUAGACGGUAUGUCCCUCCAGUAUGCCGUAGUCGGUCGUGCCUUCGCGGAAGUUUGCAUGUGUUUGCCAAGGUGUUCGUGCUGUGGGCUGAGCUCUAAUCGGAAUCACAAACCGGGGUACUUCACCCGACUCGUUUAGUAGGCUGGUUUGCAAGUUGUAGGACAGCAAUGGAUUUAUCCUCGGAGCCAAUAAAGAAAGUGCUUCUUAAGUACAAGUUUCGCGAUUUGGCCAUUGAGGAGCUACAGAAACUGCAGAAGGUCCACAAUGGGAUGAUGCCUAAUGUCGACACGUACACUUUUACUGACAGCUCCCAAAAAGACCUUCUGAAGCUUGUUGGAAACAUUCCGGUUAUAUAUCAAGGCCGCUCCUACAACUUGCCCAUUCUCAUGUGGCUGCUGGACUCAUUCCCGUUUACUCCACCCAUCUGCCAACUGCGACCAACCCCCACCAUGGUGAUCCGGGAGGGGAGGCAUGUAGACGCACGGGGAAGGAUAUACCUGCCUGCUCUCCACAACUGGGACUAUCCCAAGUCCUCUGUGAACAGCCUGCUUAAGGAAAUGAUCUCCAAAUUUGAGGAUGACCCCCCUCUCGCUUCAAAGCCAUCACCAAAUACUGAAGACCCAAACGAGCUCCUAGCCUUCGUGUCAAACUUGAAGAUCACUGAGGGGGGAGGCAAGCUGGAACGACAGGUCAACAAAGUAACUGUUGUAGGUGGUGGUGACCUUGGUAUGGCCUCUGUGCUGAGCAUUUUGGCCAAGUCAAAGGGCAGCAUAGACAAGUUGGUCCUUGUCGAUCUCGGCGAGGGCUCUGCUAAAGGUGGGACGAUGGACUUGGAGAUGUUCCAUCUGCCAAACCUAGAGGUCUCAAAAGAUUUGGCAUCAUCGGCAGGAUCAAAGAUCGUUGUGAUAACUGCGAACGCGUGGAGCAAUGAGCAGUCCUACGUCAGUGUUGUCCAGACCAACGUAGACCUGUACCGAGGCAUCAUCCCCGGCCUGGCUCGUUUAAGCCCCAACGCAGUGAUGCUCACAGCCUCACAGCCAGUGGACAUCAUGACCUACGUAGCAUGGAAACAGAGUGGACUCCCUCCUUCCCGAGUUAUUGGUGCCGGUUGCAAUCUGGACUCCGAGAGGCUCAACUACAUCCUCAAUGUGGAGCUGAUGGCCCAAAGCGUGGGGAAACUGGCCUUUGUUAUCGGAGAGCUAUCUGACAAUAAAGUGGCUGUUUGGACUCCUAUGGUGCCAGUGCCCAACUCCCACUCGGCACUAGUGACAUCUGACGCUACCAAACCACUGAUAGACAGAGCGUUUGACAAGCUGAAGGAGAAGGGCCAACGCUCCUGGUCGGUGGGGCUGUCCAUCGCAGACAUCACCCACAGCAUCCUGGAGGAUAAGGGGAAGAUCCAUUCGGUCUCCACGCUGGCUCAGGGUUGGUGUGGCAUCGGGACCGAGGUGUUCCUCAGCCUGCCCUGUGCACUGGGUGGCACUGGGUCGGCACGACUUGCUGGCGUGGCGUUGGGACCUGAGGAGGAUACCAAGCUGAGGGAGAGUGCCAUGACACUGAGCAACUUCCUCCUGCAGCUCAGGAUCUAGCUGCCGCCUCCAUCUGUCAACGUGGACAACUAUCUCCAUCGUCAAUUCAGUCCUGCAAAUGAGAUUUCUGGAGACCUUGCCCACUUCCCUGUUUUAAGAGCCACAGUGAGGCUCUGUGGUUUCAGUUAACCUCUGACCUAGGCUGCUAGAUCAACACCUAAAUCACACUCAGUACGCCAUGUGACAUCUAUCCACAUGGUCCACCAAAUAUAGAUCCUGGAGUUUUUGAUUCCAGAUUAACACAUUGUUGCCUUGAUGUGUUUUAUGUCAUAAAAUUGGGCCUCACUAGGUCAAAGACCAGGAACAUAAAUGUAGUGUUUUUUUUCAGAGGCCUGAGAAUUUGUAGGGGGUUUAAUUCCCCCAGGGUACAGGGCCCACAGUCCCUGAUGUGCAACUACACCUCACAUUUCUGUGUAUAUGUAAUAAUUUAAAACCAUUCUGAGAAGCAAAACUGAGCAUUUCUGCUAGCUACCCAUCACUUGAAUAAUCAUUAAAUGAACCGAAUAAUAAUAUCAAUAUGGCAAUAAUAUCAUUUUGGUCACUUUUUAGUAAAUGGGGCGGGUCUUAUAUAUUUUUAUAUCAAUGCUGAUCAGAUUUUUUGGAUUUACUAACCACCUAAUAUUUUUGACAUGCAUUACUGUCAGAAACCUUGGUAUUUCUCUUUACACUUAAAUAUAUGCAUCUACAGUAAUUUAUGUACUUAUGAGAUUAUUAUGCAAUUAAAACCUACAAGACUGUGUCCAUCAGUGGGGCACAGCAUGUUCUGCACGUCAUACUUGUCAUCUUGGAUUUUUGAUAACAUGUUACUUGAUGGGGCACAUUUUCUACUGAAGUACAAAUUAUAAACAAAUCAUGAACAAAUAUAGUUGCUACUUGAGAUAAAAGAUGCAUUACGAUUCAUUAAUAAUGAACAAACCUCAGACUGUUGUGUAACUUGUUAUUCAUUACUUGUUCCUUCAGUAGUUCCUUCAUUAGAUCACAAAGGUUUACAGAAUUGGAUAUAGGAACAAAUAUAGGAACUGUUUGGGAUAAAAACGUGUCAUGAUUCGUUAAUGAAUUAACAUGAGAUCAGUAUGUAACUAAGACUUAGUUUGUGGUUAAUUAACACAUAAGUAACAGUAUAAUACUAGUAUUUGUGCACCAUCAAGUAAAGUGUUUCCAGAUUUUUGCACACUGAGAACUGUAUGUUAAUCUUCGACAAAAACACCAAAGUUAAUUCACUGGGCUGUUUUUUAAUGCAUUUUUAAGUACAGUGUCUUCACUGACAGAUUUAGAGUGAAUCUACUUUCCCUUUUAUGUGCUCUACAUUAUUUUACAGUUAAUGGCUUAUUCAGAAUUCUUAUCCUGGCUUUUAUGAAGGAACGUUUAAUGUUGUCAGGUUGUCUGUCUUUGUGGUGUCAUGGUGGUUCCUGUGUAUCCUGUAACCUUCACGUAUCGUUCGACACUCGCACUGCAACACGUAACACCUCAGAACUGCUGUUCAGAAUCUUGUAUGUCCUUGUAGAGUUUCCUCUGAACUUUGUCUGUGUUUGAGCAUCAAAAUGAGAUUAAAGAAUGCAAACGCACAA